UUUUUUUCCCCCUGCUGGGUAGUGGAGGCGGCGGGGUGGGAGAGACUUUGAAUGACCGAGUUUGCGUCCACCUUUCUCUUCAUGUCGACGUCCCUGGAUACAGUCACACGGAUGCCAUGGUUACUUCUGCCACGAUCUUACAGGUGAACAAGGUGAUGUCCAUCUUGUUUUAUGUGAUAUUUCUCGCGUAUCUCCGUGGCAUCCAAGGUAACAACAUGGAUCAAAGGAGUUUGCCUGAAGACUCACUAAAUUCCCUGAUUAUUAAGCUGAUCCAGGCAGAUAUUUUGAAAAACAAGCUCUCCAAGCAGAUGGUGGACGUUAAGGAAAACUACCAGAGCACCCUGCCCAAAGCAGAAGCCCCCCGAAAGCCGGAGCAGGGAGAGCCCGCCAAGUCGGAGUUCCAGCCAGUGACUGCAAUGGACACAGAACUCCUGCGGCAACAGAGACGCUACAGCUCGCCCCGGGUCCUGCUGAGUGACAGCACCCCCUUGGAGCCCCCUCCCUUGUAUCUCAUGGAGGAUUACGUGGGCAACCCCGUGGCGGCCAACAGAACGUCGCGGAGGAAGAGGUACGCAGAGCACAAGAGUCACCGAGGUGAGUACUCGGUAUGCGACAGCGAGAGCCUGUGGGUAACCGACAAGUCCUCGGCCAUCGACAUUCGGGGACACCAGGUCACGGUGCUGGGGGAGAUCAAAACCGGCAACUCUCCCGUCAAACAAUAUUUUUAUGAGACGAGAUGUAAAGAAGCCAGGCCUGUCAAAAACGGUUGCAGGGGGAUUGACGAUAAACACUGGAACUCUCAGUGCAAAACUUCCCAAACCUACGUCCGCGCACUGACGUCAGAAAACAAUAAACUUGUAGGCUGGCGAUGGAUACGGAUAGACACCUCCUGUGUGUGUGCCUUGUCGAGAAAAAUUGGAAGAACAUAAAUUGGCAUCUCUCCCCAUAUAUAAAUUAUUACUUUAAAUUAUAUGAUAUGCAUGUAGCAUAUAAAUGUUUAUAUUGUUUUUAUAUAUUAUAAGUUGACCUUUAUUUAUUAAACUUCAGCAACCCUACAGUAUAUAAGCUUUUUUCUCAAUAAAAUCAGUGUGCUUGCCUUCCCUCAGGCCUCUCCCAUCUGUUAAACCUUAUUUUGUGACCCGGCUCUCAGGAGCCGUUCUGUCCCUCUGUAAAAUCUGUGUACACCAGUAUUCUGCAUUCAGUAUUGUCAAGGCCAUGACUGUCGUUUUAGUAAACUUGUUAAAAUCA
Molecule: messenger RNA, 1248 nt
Organism: Acinonyx jubatus (cheetah)
Lineage: Eukaryota; Metazoa; Chordata; Mammalia; Carnivora; Felidae
Gene: NTF3
Product: neurotrophin 3
Exons: 2
Coding region: 117-929 (270 amino acids)
Biological process (GO): neuron projection morphogenesis; nerve development; negative regulation of neuron apoptotic process
Molecular function (GO): growth factor activity; nerve growth factor receptor binding
Source: RefSeq, a predicted model, not a curated record